AUGGCUGCCUGUGGUAGCCUUGAACACAUUUUUGAGAAGCCAAUGCCAGAAAAUCCUACGCUCAUCGGAUCUUUUUCCCCAUGGAACCAGAUCAAAUCCAUGAAACCAAUCGACCUCUCAUCUUUUACUGAGAUUUUUGGCGAGCUGCACUUCAAGGAAAAUCCUAAAUCACCAUCCUUGCCUUCUCUUCCUCCUAACUCAUCUUCCUUGGUGGAUCCAAAUCCACAGCCUGCGUUAGAAACCCUCAACUUCAAAAACGAUGGUAAUGCUAUCAAUGGGGAGAGGACGAAGAACAACAACGACCUACCAUCUAGGGAUUCUUUGUUGGAUGCAGAGAAAAAGAAGCAAUACGUGGGUUGUUCACCCAAGAGCGGUGAUGGGUUUUCAUCCAAGAAUUCAGAAAGUUUGCAGCACUGCACGGAAGGCCUCGGAUUUGAGAGCUCCGAUGAUGUCGAGGAUUCCAAAAGUGAUACCAGCGGUGACUGGAAGACGAAAGAGGAAGAGAAAUUGAAUAUAUCGAAAUACUCAUCGUGGGAGAAUAAAUCUGGGGAGUUUAAGAGAUCGAAGGCAACUGGUAGGCCUUUCCCACCACCCAUCUCUUGCAUUGGUAGCAGCGGGAAGCCAUGGGUUUGCUUCAAAUCUUAUCGAUACGACGGGAGGUUUAUUCUGAAGGAGAUUAGAAUACCGACCCAGGAGUUCCUGCAUGCACGUAGGGAAGAUGGACGUCUGAAAAUUCGCUUUGUUCAAUCAGAAGGAAUUCUAGAGGAAGAUGACGAAGAAAGAAGAGGAGGAGAGGAGGAAGAAACAGAAGAUGAAGCAACCGAGAACGUAGAGGACGAUGCCAGUGAAGUAGAGGAUCAAGAAGAAGAAGAAGAAGAGAAAAUUGGCCAAGAAAAAACUUUCAAGGCUGUUAGACUGUUGUUAGGUGAUAGUCCUUCAGAAGGCUGA
Messenger RNA from Nelumbo nucifera (sacred lotus), 948 nucleotides. The record is from RefSeq and is a predicted model, not a curated record. NCBI's taxonomy places the organism in Eukaryota, Viridiplantae, Streptophyta, Magnoliopsida, Proteales, Nelumbonaceae.